Olea europaea var. sylvestris is the source of this 847-nucleotide messenger RNA. Its product is annotated as protein PAM68, chloroplastic. The coding region runs from base 101 to 676 and encodes 191 amino acids. The transcript has a single exon. Lineage: Eukaryota; Viridiplantae; Streptophyta; Magnoliopsida; Lamiales; Oleaceae. The record is from RefSeq and is a predicted model, not a curated record.
AGCUUCUUCCCCCCAAACAACUGUACACCAUUCCCACCAACCAAUUAACAAUUACAUGUAAUAACGAAAACAAGCACAAGAGGAGGGAAAACAAUCAAUUAUGGGAACCUACUCAUAUGCACAUCCUUUACAAUUCCCACUUUCAUUAACCCUAAUCAAACACAGAAGAAUCCCACCCCCAAUCCUCACCCCAAACCCAUCAAAAACCCACCUCAAGUUCAAUCCAGUCUCAGCCACGCUAAAUUCCCCAAAAGGAUUCGGACCCACCUCAAAAAAACUCAAAAAAUUCAAAAAACCAAAGAAAAAUAACGACACCAACGACGAAGAAGAUGAAGAAGAAGAGGAUGAGAAAGAAGAAGGCGUUAUCCCAGAAAUAGUUACCAACAGAAUGAUGAGUAGAAUGGGAUUUUCUGUUGGAAUUCCUCUGUUUAUUGGGCUUUUGUUUUUCCCAUUCUUUUACUAUCUCAAAGUUGGAUUGAAAAUUGAUGUGCCCACUUGGAUUCCCUUCAUUGUCUCAUUUAUCUUCUUUGGGACUGCACUUUUAGGAGUGAGUUAUGGGAUUGUGUCAUCCAGUUGGGAUCCGACGAGGGAAGGCUCAUUGUUGGGUUGGAAUGAAGCUAAGAAGAAUUGGCCUGUUUUCUGGCAAUCAAUAUGGGGUGGAGGAUCAAAGAAGUAGGAAAUCAUUUUGUUCUCUUGUUACUUGAUGAGUUUGUAUCAUUCCAGAUUCCCAAGAGGAAGAAGAUUUUUGGAUACUAGUUGGUUUUUUAUCAAUCUAUUAGUCUAUUAAUUGUUACUGGGAAAAGUCUACAAAAGUCUACAUCUAUAUAAUUGUUGCACAUUAUCAAUC